GAGAGAGGGAGAGAGAGAGAGAGGGAGAGAGAGGACUGGAGCUGUGAAUGAUCUCAGUGACCGCUUUUCACUUUUCAUUUUUCCAGUCUGAGUCGUUGGUCUGUUCGUCUCUGAUCAAACCUGAGGCUCUUUCUGGAUGGAACAGGUUCUAGAUUCUUUUCUCCAGGAUCGAGUCGGGACAGUUCUUGUUCCCGUCAGAACUUGUGGAAUCUUCCUGAGAUACUUUGACCUUCCUGGAGUCCAGUGAUUGGUCGGAGUCGGUUCUUCUCAGGGUUUUGUUUCUCUGAGGGUCUGAAUGCACCAGGACCACGUCAGGCUGCAGCUCUUCAUCCGGCCUGCAGAGCGGCAGCAGAGAGCAGCAGCUGGAGAGGCGGAGCAUCAGCAUGAGCGACUUCUGGCAUAAGAUGGGCUGCUGUGUGGUGGCUAAACCAACACCUAAGAAGAAGAGGAGGAAGAUCGAUCGCACAAUGAUCGGAGAACCGACAAACUUCAUCCACCUCACACACAUCGGAUCUGGAGAGAUGGCAGAGGGUCUGCAGCCGUCAGGGUCGGUUCAGGAGCAGAUGAGGUCCAAAGGCCGGAACAUGAACAGCAGGAACAGCCUGUUAUAGCUGGAGUGUGUGAAAUCGACUUCUCUCUCCGUCCUGUGUCUCAGUGAAGACGGACAUCUCCCGACUUAAUGUCCCAGGAUGCUUCACUCCUCAGCUGACCUGUUCAGUGACAUCACCGAACUUCAUGUCCCAGAAUCCCUCACUCUGCUCCGCCCCCCCCACUGGAGGACCAGGGGCCUGAGCAGCUGCAGCAGCUCGAUAUGUUUUCAGUAUUUUCGAGACUUUUAAACGUUCAUCUGUUUCCAGUGAUUUGCUUUUUCCUGAUGAAACGUCUGAAGAAGUGAGAUCAGUUCUUCACGACUUCUGUGAACUCAGAGAAACAAGUUUAAUAUCUGGAAUGUUCUUCGUAUUUUAAAGACAUUUUAUUUAUUCUUUAAAUGUUCAGUUGUGUUUUCUAACGUUUCGACUCUGAACACGAUGCUUCAGUAAAUAACCACAUCGAGUUCAUGUGAUUCAUGUGUAAACACGACCGGUCGGGGCGGGAGGGGGGGGUUCUGUGCUACCCUGGGUGGUUGUCAUGGAAACUGCUGAGUCAUGGUGUCCCCCCUCACCGUGCAACCGGCACCUUCCUCUCUGAAGAGGCCGAACUGUCAGAGUGUUGCGUUCAUGGACUCUGUUGUGAGUGGAUUGUGUUGUUGUUGAUUUGAUUGACCUCAGAAAGUUGUGUUGAUAUUUUUGUAUGAACAAAUUUUGUAUCGAUCACAGUUGUUCUGCGAUUGUUUGUGGUCAUUGAGACAAAUAAACAUUUUCUAAUUUUC
Limanda limanda (common dab) is the source of this 1369-nucleotide messenger RNA. RefSeq names its product CDC42 small effector 1 (gene cdc42se1). Gene Ontology annotation, molecular function: small GTPase binding. Gene Ontology annotation, cellular component: plasma membrane. The coding region runs from base 384 to 611 and encodes 75 amino acids. Gene Ontology annotation, biological process: regulation of Rho protein signal transduction. NCBI's taxonomy places the organism in Eukaryota, Metazoa, Chordata, Actinopteri, Pleuronectiformes, Pleuronectidae. The record is from RefSeq and is a predicted model, not a curated record. The transcript has 5 exons.